GAAAAAGAAGACGAAGAAGUCUUGAUGGUGGUUGUACUCCGUUUUGCCCUUUAUGGCGAACACAGAUUAAACACCCACUUUACGUUACAUCCAGUUCAACAAACAAUUGAGUUGAAAAAAUUCAACGAAUCGGAGAGCUGCACUUCUGCACAACUUUGAGCAGCAGUAUGAUGCAGGCAGGAGUCUGUCUGAGACAGGACACUGAGACAACACUACUAGAGCUCACUGAGCAGCACAGGAUCAGACAGAAAGAAGAGGAACUCAGUGGACUGGAGCCUGUCCACAUGGCAGAGUCAGAGACAGAGUGUGCUGCACCAGGACUCAACACACUGGAGCCAGAGUGUGUUACAGCACACAGUGGGGUCAGUGAUGUACACCACACACACACUUCACUGAUUAAAACAGAAACUGAUCUGGGCUCCACCUACACUGGGAAUCUUAUUAAAUCAGAGAGCCUCGACAGUACACAGCGGAGAAAUAUAACCCAUCUGCAUCCUGACCAAAUCAAAACAGAGACUGAUGAUGGAGGAUACCUGAAGGCGGAAGACAUCAGGGACUUAGAGAAUAUUAAAUGUGUUGAUAUGAAAUCUGAUCAAAUCAAGUGUGAAUCCAGUGAAUGUUUAGUGAGUGAUCUCGUGAAUACUGUGAUGAAUGGAGUUGAUGUUGCUUACAAAGUCAAGACUAGCACAUUGCCAUGGGUCAGAGUGACAAACCCAAACUGUAAAAACGAAGAAAUUCAUGAUCCGCUGACUCAAUCUAGGGACUUAAAACAUUACUGUGACAUAAACAACGCAAAUAAUCAGACCAGAAAUUUCCAGUUAAGUGCAAACAAUAGCAGCAAACAUAUUCAUUGCCAAAGAACGGAUGUGAUUGAACCCAUGAUAUUUAAUUCAAGUAAAAAAUCAAGCCUUUUGAAUUUUUCUCAAAAGAAGACAAUUCAUCGAAAUAAAGAAGUAGUUAACAAUGGUGAAAAGCUGUACAGAUGUUCUCAGUGUGAGAAAUACUUUAAUUCCAAAUCUGGUUUAAAUAGACACCUGAAAGCUCAUGCUGGUGAAAAGCUGUACAAAUGUUCUCUGUGUGGCAAGUGCUUUGUUACAAUAUCUUAUUUAAAUGCUCACCACAAAAUUCAUACAGGUGAAAAGCCCCACAAAUGUACUCAGUGUAAGAAGUGCUUUUCCACAAUAUCUAAUUUAAAUGUUCACCUGAGAAUUCAUACUGGUGAAAAGCCAUACAGAUGUUCUUAUUGUGAGAAGUGCUUUUCCAAAAUAUCUGAUUUAAAUAUCCACCGGAGAAUUCAUACAGGUGAAAAGCCCUACAUGUGUACUGUGUGUGGGAAGUGUUUUUCCCAAAUAAGUGGUUUAAAUUGCCACAAGACAAUUCAUACAGGUGAAAAGCCCUACAAAUGUACUCUGUGUGGGAAAUGCUUUUCCACACCAUAUAAUUUAAAGCACCAUCAGAAAAUUCAUACAGGUGAAAAGCCCUACAAAUGUACUCUGUGUGGGAAAUGCUUUUCCACAUCAUUUAAUUUAAACGACCAUCAGAAAAUUCAUACAGGUGAAAAACCCUACAAAUGUACUGAGUGUGACAAGUGCUUUAAUACAAAAUCAGCUUUGAGUGUACAUCUGAGAGUACAUACAGGUGAAAAACCCUACAAAUGUUCUCAGUGUGGGAAGUGUUUUUCGAUUAGAUGCAAUUUAAAUAUCCAUCAGAGAAUUCAUACAGGUGAAAAGCCCUGCAAAUGUUCUCAUUGUGGGAAGCACUUUGCUACAUUACAUAAUUUAAAUAGCCACUUGAGAGUUCAUACUGGGGAAAAGCCCUACAAAUGUACUGAGUGUGGGAAAUGUUUUUCCACAAUAUUUAGUUUAAAUAUACACCACCAAGUUCACACAGGUGAAAAACCCUACAAAUGUACAGAGUGCGGGAAGUGUUUUUCCCAAACAAGUGAUUUAAAUCGCCAUGAGAGGAUUCAUACAGGUGAGAAACCCUACAACUGUACUCAGUGUAGAAAGUGUUUUUCCCAAAAAAGUGCUUUAAAUAAGCACCAGAGAAUUCAUACAGGUGUAAAACCCUAUAAAUGUACUGAGUGUGGGAAGUUUUUUUCCCAAAAAAGUGCUUUAAAUACCCACCAGAGAGUUCAUACAGGUGAAAAGCCCUACAAACAUGCUUAAUGUGGGAAGUGUUUCUCUGAACCAUGUACUCUAUCUUGCAACAAGAUUAUUCAAGAAGGUGAAAAGCCAUAUAGUUGGUGUAAAGGGGUUAAUAAAUAAUCAAAUUAAAAUAUCUGUCAGCAUGUUCAUAAGGAUGAAAAUCCCUACCUUUGUAUUCAGUGUGGGAAGUGUCUUAAUGGAAAGGGAUUCUUUAUGUACACACUUGAGAAUUCAUCCACAUAAAAAAAAUUUUUAAACAAAAAAAUUGCUUUAAAUUGCCAUCAUAUGAUUCAAUAAGAUAUAAAUCAGAUGUCCUCAAUGUGGGAAUUUUUUUUUAAGCUGCAUGAAACUCCAUCCAGAGAAUUCAUUUGGGUGAAUAGUCUUACACGUGUACACGGUGUGGGAUGCGCUAUUUAAUGAAAUCCCAUUUAAAUUUGUGCCGGAAAAAUCUUUGGGGAGAAUCCCUCCUUGUCUACCCAUUGUGGGAAGUAUUUUUUGAAAGCAAGUCAUUUUAAUGACCAGCACAGAAUCAAUCCGGUUGAAAACCCCCAUAAAUUGUUGUCACCAAAAAAUACCCUUCAGGUAAAAAACUUGCCUCAGUGUGGAAAAUGUUUCCCAGGUGUAUAAUUUAUGCAGCCACCACAGAAUUCAUGCUGGUGAAAUGUUUUAUGGUUAUUUAAAGCCAGAUAAUUCCACCAGAAACUGAAGAAGUGUAACCUGUUUAGCUUUUUGUAGGCUAAAGGGACUUUUCCACAGGGCUCUCUUAUCAAUGCCCUGCUAUAGGGAACUGAUGCUAAAAUAAAAUUUCAAUUUUGUUUUUCUAUUUUCCAAAAAAUUGUCAGGAGUGCACUUCUAGUACAUUCUUUUUUGAUUGCAUUUUUGUUGGAAACUUUUCCUGCUGUAUCGUAGGGCCGUGUAUAAUUCCCCUGUGGUUUUACUUGCUGGCUCGCUGUUUGGACAGGUGUUUGAGAAACGACACACUAAGUGGGGCAAACUUGGAUGCCAUUUUGUCCAUAAUAAGCGUGUCACCACUUUGUUCUUUGGAAAAGAAUUUCCCUUGAAGUCCGAAGGAUAUAUAUUUUUGAAAUUUUGAAAUGAUGAUGAAAUUGACACCAGAGUAAAUUGUUUGAAAGAAACAAUGUGAACACUUUGUAUAUACUGUAGAAAGAAACAUGGUAGUGCAUAUUGCCAACUUGAAGUUUGAAAAUGAACUUGACAGUAUUGGCCUUUUCAGUAAUUUUCUGCCAAUGUAGAGGAUGUAAUGCAUAUGUCUGAAAGCUGAUUAUUAGACUUGAGAGUAUGUUUUCAAAGGUGUAUAUAAGUUGCAUAAACUCUGUCUGUAUGUGCCAUUGCUUCUUGCUUUGCUACCCCUGUUUAUAAAUCUAAUUUCAUUUCUGCUGCUAAUUCCUCAUAAUAGAAAUUGUGUAAGAAAUAAAUUUGACUCAUGUUGUGUGAA
Anguilla rostrata (American eel) is the source of this 3603-nucleotide messenger RNA. Its product is annotated as zinc finger protein 883-like. The transcript is spliced from 2 exons. Bases 168 to 2168 code for a protein of 666 amino acids. Lineage: Eukaryota; Metazoa; Chordata; Actinopteri; Anguilliformes; Anguillidae. The record is from RefSeq and is a predicted model, not a curated record.